CCCGCACACGUCGAAGCCUAAACUGACCGCUAGAGACGCUUCCUGGACAUCCUACUCGUUCGCUAGAUGGGGGCACAGCACAUGGUCAUGGCCAUGGCCAUGACUGUGACGGCAAUGCCACGAAUAUUAUGGCCGUGCGGGCCUCGAGCAGUCGCUCCUCCUUGCUCGAUCGCUGACUGACAUCUGGAGGCUGGAGACGACUUACCUAGACUUGAGCAGGACUCACCUAUUGACUUUAUUCUUUUGACGCGUUAGAAUUUGUAUUUCGAGUAGUCAGCAUGCUUCUUCCGCUCAUCCUCGUCUCGCACAGUGCUCUCCAGGCGUUUGCCUUCUCGAUACCACCUCUGCCCCAUGUCGACCGCUUUCUGGGCGCCGACCAUGCACAGGGACUUCAGCAACCGCUGCAAGACACAUUAGACGCGUGGAUAGCGAGGGAAGAGCACAUAGCCCUCGACAAGCUCCUGGCAAAUGUCGCGCCGGGUGGGCGAAACGUCCGAGGCAAGGGCGUGGCAGAUGGCACAGUGAUCGCGAGUCCGAGCCAGCAAGGGCCGGAUUAUUGGUUCCAGUGGGUCCGAGAUGCUGCCAUCACAAUGAACACUCUCGUGGACAUCUACGCCGACGACACCUCAUCGUCCCUUGCAUCAAACCUCUCCCUCGUGCUUGACGCGUAUUCUUCCCUCCAGCGCAACAUUCAACACACAUCCAAUCCCUCCGGUACCUUCUCCGACCUCUCCGGCCUCGGUGAGCCCAAGUUCCACGUCGACGGCACGCCCUUUACGGGCUCGUGGGGGAGGCCGCAACGCGAUGGGCCUGCACUGCGCGCCCUGACGCUCAUGCAUUACCUGCGCGAGUACAACACUUCUCAUCCCGAGAUGUGGAGCUCCGAAGAAGUUACGGAUUUCUUCGGGCCCUUUUAUGAGGCGAGCAUGCCGCCGAACAGUGUGAUCAAGGCGGAUUUGGAGUACGUGAGCCAUUUCUGGAACCAGUCGAGCUUUGAUCUCUGGGAGGAGAUUGAAGGACUGCAUUUCUUCACGCUUAUGGUCAGCGCGAGAAGUUUGAGGGAGGGGAGUGCGCUGGCGAAGGUGUUUGGCGACGAUGGGGCAGCUGAGUGGUAUGCUGAGCAGGCUGGUCACAUCGAGGAUUUGUUGAGCAGAUUUUGGGAUGCCGAGAAGAAGCAUUUGGUCGAAACCCUCGACCACUCACGGACAGGUCUCGACUGCGGCCUACUCCUUGGAUCUCUCCACGCACUCCCCCCCUCAGAUUCCCUAGAUGACGCAGUAUACCCGCCCUGGUCCGACGAGAUGCUCGUCUCCCUCCUCGCCCUGACCCGCGACCAAAGAAACCGCUUCCCCAUAAACAGCAGCCCCUCCGAAGACAACGACGACACCGAAGUGCAAGACUCAGCAUUCGAAGGCGUAGGCAUAGGCCGCUACCCCGAGGACGUAUACGACGGGUACGGCACCUCCAACCGCGGCGGCAACCCCUGGUUCCUCUGCACCUCCAGCGCCGCAGAGAUCCUCUACCGCACCGCUUCCCACCUCUCCUCCACCUCCAGCCUCACCAUCUCCCGCACCUCCCUCCCCUUCUACGAGGCCCUGCUCGCCACCUCAAGCUUGGACGUAAACACAGGCGUCUACGGGCCCAGCGACGCCCUUUUCCACUCCGUCUUCGAACGCCUCCAAGCCACAGGCGAUGAGUUCCUCGACGUCGUCCGCGCGCAUGUCGACGCUGAUGGCGCGAUGAGCGAGCAGUUCGAUCGCGUGACGGGAUUCAUGCGCGGCGCGGGCGAUCUGACGUGGAGUUAUGGCGCGUUCUUGAAGGCCGUGGGGGCAAGGAAGGAAGCGAAGUUGCUGUGACUGUAUACCCGUGCGGCGAGACUGAGGGACGAAUUAUGAGUUAUGAAUCAUGAAUGGAGUAUGGGGUUUAUUUGGCAGAUUGUGUCGGGUUGGUAGAUGGGAUGGGGAUGUGAUUGAUACCCUCGUUAUGUGGAUGUUAUUCUUACUUGUUACCUUUUCAUGAAGUGUUGUUUUAUAUACAAUUCAUCUUUUUCCUAGCCGAAUAGCAGAGUUGUUGGUGCUAUAUGACGUCUACCCUUCGCUGUGAUGGAGGUUUUUCAAACGAAUGGUGCGAGAACACUGGGGGGCUCCGAAAUACCCAGAGCUUGACAACGACAUAAGGAAAACACGUGAAACUUAUACGCUUUGAGGAUCAUUGGUAUAC
This is a messenger RNA of Dothidotthia symphoricarpi CBS 119687, 2220 nucleotides long. RefSeq names its product glycoside hydrolase family 15 protein. The transcript has 2 exons. Gene Ontology annotation, molecular function: glucan 1,4-alpha-glucosidase activity. Lineage: Eukaryota; Fungi; Ascomycota; Dothideomycetes; Pleosporales; Dothidotthiaceae. The record is from RefSeq and is a predicted model, not a curated record. Gene Ontology annotation, cellular component: fungal-type vacuole. Gene Ontology annotation, biological process: polysaccharide metabolic process. The coding region runs from base 279 to 1856 and encodes 525 amino acids.